GCAAGAAGCCAAUAUAACAAAGUUGGCACACACAAGCUUCAUCACAAUUAAAAAAAAAAAAAACCUGUUCUAAAAUCCAACCCAACAUUUUUCCUCAGAUCCAAAUGGCCCCUACAAUUUCCAUGCACUCGUUCAAUUUCAUCGAGAAGGCACAUGAAGAAAGAGCCUAUGUGACGUUCUUGGCCGGUAAUGGAGACUAUGUGAAGGGUGUAGUGGGACUAGCAAAGGGUUUACGUAAGGUUAAAAGUGCUUACUCUCUUGUUGUUGCUAUCUUGCCUGAUGUUCCUGAGGAACAUAGAGAGAUCUUAAAGUCUCAAGGCUGUGUCGUGCGUGAGAUCGAGCCUCUUUAUCCUCCUGAUGACCAGGUCUCAUAUGCAAGGGACUAUUACGUUAUCAACUACUCGAAGCUUCGAAUUUGGAACUUUGAAGAGUACAAGAAAGUGGUUUUCUUGGACGCGGAUAUUCAGGUCUAUGACAAUAUAGACGAGCUCUUUGAUUUGCCAGAUGGUUACUUGCACGGCGUGUUAGGCUGUUUCUGUGAGAAAACAUGGAGCCACACGCCGCAGUACACAAUCGGAUAUUGUCAACAGUGCCCGGAAAAGGUGACGUGGCCCAUCGAGAUGGAAUCUCCUCCUCCUCCUCCGUACUACAACGCCGGAAUGUUUGUGUUUGAGCCUAACCUUACUACUUACGAGAGCCUCCUCCAAGCUCUCAAGGUCACACCACCUUCAGAAUUUGCAGAACAAGACUUUCUCAAUGUGUUCUUUGAGAAUGUUUUUAAACCGAUCCCAUUGGUUUACAACCUGAUUAUGUCUUUACUUUGGCGUCACCCGGAGAACGUGGAGCUGGACAAAGUCAAGGUUGUGCAUUAUUGUGCACCUGGAUCCAAGCCAUGGAAGUUCACAGGAGAAGAAGCUUACAUGGACAGAGAAGACGUCAAAAUGUUGGUUAAGAAAUGGUGGGAUAUCUACAAUGACGAAUCUCUCAAUUUCAAACCAUUAAGCUCUUGAAGAAAGAAGCCGUUUCUAAAUGAUUUGGCAUGAAAGAAAAAAAAAAACAGAUGAAGCCAAAUUUUGUUGUGUUUGAUUUAUAUGCUUUGGGUUGUAUUUUUGUUUGUUUGAUUGUGUGGUUAGCAAUAAAUUCGUCAAAACUAUAUCAUACUUCUUUUGUUUUCUUUUAUAAGAUGUUUUAAAUUUUUUUUUUAAUCAUAAUUAGAUGAUGUUUUCAUAAAUCAAUGC
Molecule: messenger RNA, 1238 nt
Organism: Thlaspi arvense
Lineage: Eukaryota; Viridiplantae; Streptophyta; Magnoliopsida; Brassicales; Brassicaceae
Source: the annotation of a GenBank genome assembly